This is a messenger RNA of Trichomycterus rosablanca, 416 nucleotides long. RefSeq names its product chemokine (C-X-C motif) ligand 18a, duplicate 1 (gene cxcl18a.1). NCBI's taxonomy places the organism in Eukaryota, Metazoa, Chordata, Actinopteri, Siluriformes, Trichomycteridae. Gene Ontology annotation, biological process: immune response. The record is from RefSeq and is a predicted model, not a curated record. Gene Ontology annotation, cellular component: extracellular region. Gene Ontology annotation, molecular function: chemokine activity. The transcript is spliced from 4 exons. Bases 11 to 361 code for a protein of 116 amino acids.
UUUGACAGACAUGGCUUUCAUACCAGUGCAGGUUACAGCUAUGCUACUGAUCUUGCUUUUCUCAAACUUCCUCAAAGAUAAUCUGACUGGAGCUGUUCACAUUCCUCAUAAAUGUAGGUGCCCAGAAAUGAACGACACUGUGAGGGGACGUGUAACUGACUUUGAAGUGAUUAAGCCAGGGUCUUCAUGCAAUAAAGUUGAAAUCAUCCUCCAGACAGAAAAACAAUUUGUUUGCCUAGAUCCACAAUCCAAACAAGGGAAGAAGCUGCUGAAAUGUUGGAAACGAAAGGAGAAGAAGUCAUGCCUACCAAGAAAAACCAAAAAGAGACAAAAACGAAAGAGGCAGAAACUACCUAAAUAAUAACCUGUCUUUUCAAUAUCUACUGUACAUACUUGUAUUAAAACCGCCUCCUUGU